Messenger RNA from Scomber scombrus (Atlantic mackerel), 3072 nucleotides. It is a transcript of the gene tmprss15, whose product is annotated as transmembrane serine protease 15. NCBI's taxonomy places the organism in Eukaryota, Metazoa, Chordata, Actinopteri, Scombriformes, Scombridae. Gene Ontology annotation, cellular component: membrane. The annotation marks the transcript as partial. The record is from RefSeq and is a predicted model, not a curated record. The transcript is spliced from 27 exons. Gene Ontology annotation, molecular function: serine-type endopeptidase activity; protein binding. Gene Ontology annotation, biological process: proteolysis.
AUUGACAGGAUGAGGCGUUUCUCGUCUCUGGAGGUUCUCCUGGUCGUGGUCUCGGGGCUUCUCCUGCUCUGCUGUGCUGGACUGAUCGUGUUCUCGUGGGUCAGCGUUCAGUCUGAAGGUGGCGCUGAGCCGGAGCGUCUGAUUGGACGGAUGGUGAUCACAGAGGGAGCAACGUUCUCCAACGAGCUGAAGAACUCCAGCAGCCCGUUGUUCAAAUCCCUCGCCUACGAUGUCCAACAGCUGGUGUGGGAGGCGUUCAGGCGCAGCGAGCUCAGUCGGGAGUUCCAGACGUGUCAGGUUUCAGACUUCAGUCAGGGCAGCGUGGUGGUGACCUUUGACCUCCAUUUCAAUCAGCUGAUCCAAAGGAAGGAGGCGGAGCUGCAGCUGAGGGCGGGGCUUCAGGACAGCGGGGGGCUGAUGAUUGACAGGAACAGCAUCCAGGUCACAGAGGAGGUGGAGCAGACGACGACGGUUGCGUCGAGCGUCUCCCCGACAGCAGCGGCGUGUCGUCCUCAUCACACUUCCUGUGCCGAUCAAUCGAUGUGUGUUCCGAUCGAUCGGCUCUGUGACGGAGUCCUCGACUGUCCCGACGGCUCCGACGAAGACGCCGCUCGCUGUGCAACAACAUGUGACGGACAGUUCCUGCUGCGAGGGCCGAGCGGAUCGUUCAGUUCAUCCCACGACGCUGAAAUUUACAACAGCAGCAGCUCCUGCCGCUGGAUCAUCAGUGUGCAGAGAGGAUUUUCUGUUCGGAUCGAUUUCCUGCAGUUUGAAACUGAAGAAAGCUCUGACAUGCUGAAAAUGUAUGAAGGAGUGGGAGCAGAGAAACAGCUGAUAGCUGAGCUCUCAGGCUCCGCCCCUCCUGGGACCGUGUGGGUGCUGACCGACCAAUCAACUGUGGAGUUUCUUUCUGAUGACUUCAACAACCUGGCGGGGUUUAACGCCACCUACAGCGCUGUCGACCUCACACACCUGACCAAUGAGCAGAAGCUGACCUGUGCCUUUGAGCAGGACAUGUGUUACUGGAGUCAGCAGCAGAGCGAUGAUGCAGACUGGAUUCGAACCAGCGGCUCCACGUUUCCUCCACUGACCGGCCCCAGUGCCGACCACACGCUGGGGAACCAAUCAGGUUUCUACAUCGUCACUCCUCUGAGUCCUGGCAACUGGCUGAAGAGCUUCAAGAUCUGCAGCCUCCCUCUGACUCAUAGCACACAGCCCAUGUGUCUGUCCUUCUGGUAUCACAUGUUUGGAGACGACGUCCACCGUCUGAUGGUCCAGCUGCUCCAAACGUCUCCGUCCGACCCUGAAACCAGCGUUACUGUGGUGUUUCAGAGAGACGGUAACUAUGGCGACAACUGGAACUAUGGUCAGGUGACCCUGAACCUGACGGUCGAGGCCACGGUGGUGUUUGAAGCUCUGAAGAAAGGAGGGAUGAGGAAUGACAUCGCUCUGGAUGACAUCACACUGACCGCUGCUGCCUGUGGCCCCGCCCCCCCCGAACCAACUAAUGUACCGCCUCCGACGACCACGCCCCCUAUACCAGCUGACUGUGGAGGACCCUUUGAACUCUGGGAGCCAAAUUCUACCUUCAGCUCGCCAAACUACCCACAAUCCUACGGGAACAAGGCGAAGUGUGUGUGGACGCUCCACGCCGUGCGGGGGCGGAACAUCCAGCUCCACUUCCUGGACUUUGACGUUGAAUCGACCAAUGACAUGGUGGAGGUGCGGGACGGGGCGGGGCCUAACUCCACCUUACUGGCGGUUCUCACCGGCAGCACUGGCCCCGCCCACGACUUCUUCUCAACAACCAAUGAGAUGACAGUGUGGUUCUUCACGGACAGAUCGGGUUCAGGUCGAGGAUUCAGAGCCAACUUCACCAGCGGGGUCAAGCUGGGGUCACCAGCUCCGUGUGCAGCCGGGCAGUUCCAGUGUCAGACAGGAAGCUGUAUCCAUGGUAACGGUCACUGUGACGGCGUGGUCAACUGUCCCGACGCCUCCGACGAAGCUGACUGCGUUGCGUUGCAGGUAAACGGUUCCAGUCGUCUCCAGUUUCAGCUCGUCUCCUCUCUGCUCACCGUCUGCGCCGACACCUGGAACCCUCACCUGUCUGUCUUCACCUGUCAGUACCUGGGUUACAGGUCGGGGGAGGCCACGAUGCUGCCGAUUCGGCCAGGUGAUUCACCGUUUACGACUUUCAGAGUUAACGAUAACGGGACGCUGGUGAUGAACGUCAGUGAAACAUGCGACAGUGAGAGAGUUGUUUCUCUGAGCUGUGACAACCAGCCUUGUGGAGUUCGUCAGAUCACUAACGACACGAGAGAGACGGACCAAUCAGCGAAGGGGGAAGUGGUGGGCGGGGCUAAUGCAGUGAAGGGGGCGUGGCCCUGGAUGGUGUCCCUCCAAUGGCAGGGCCGUCAUGCAUGUGGAGCCUCGUUAAUUGGCUCUGAUUGGCUGCUGACCGCAGCACAUUGUGUCUAUGGGAAGAACGUCCACCUACAGUUCUGGGAGGCGGUGUUGGGACUCCACGCUCACAGCAACAGAAGCUCAUCUCACACUCAGACCCGACGAGUCGAUCGUAUCGUCAUCAACAGAGAAUACAACAGACAGACUAAACAAGCCGAUAUCGCCAUGAUGCACCUGCAGCAGCCAAUCAACUUCACCGAAUGGGUCCAGCCAGUGUGUUUACCUGCAGACGAUCAGCUGAUCACAACAGGAAGGAAAUGUUUCAUCGCAGGAUGGGGACGAGACGCAGAGCAAGGGUCUCUCCCAGACGUCAUGCAGCAGGCUCAGCUUCCUGUAGUGGAUCAGGAUGUGUGUCAGCAGCAGCUACCAGAGUACAUCAUCACCUCCAGCAUGCUGUGUGCCGGUUACACAGAGGGAGGAGUCGACUCCUGUCAGGGCGACUCUGGAGGUCCACUCAUGUGUCUGGAUGAUGGAUACUGGACUGUGAUUGGUGUGACAUCAUUUGGGGUUGGCUGCGGCCGACCGGGACGACCAGGAGUCUACGCACGAGUGUCUUCCUUCACUUCCUGGAUCGCUCAGACCAGACGCUCCUCCUCCUCCUCCUCCUCC